Molecule: messenger RNA, 717 nt
Organism: Encephalitozoon intestinalis ATCC 50506
Lineage: Eukaryota; Fungi; Microsporidia; Unikaryonidae
Product: RNase P subunit p30-like protein
Exons: 1
Coding region: 1-717 (238 amino acids)
Biological process (GO): tRNA processing
Cellular component (GO): nucleolar ribonuclease P complex
Molecular function (GO): RNA binding
Source: RefSeq, a predicted model, not a curated record
AUGUACUACGACGUGAAUAUUAGUCUGGAUUAUCCAAAGCAAGAUAUCGAGGAGCUGGAGAAAAGUGAAUACGAAGGGUUUUGUGUGAAUAAGACUAUGAGGCCCAAGGACCUCGAAAGACUUUCCCAUGGAUCUCUUGAGUUUCCUGGGGCAAAGCGUUACUACAACCGUGCGGAGAUUGUAUUUGGAGAGGGAGAGCAGAUUGGAUACGACUUUAGAAAAGCAAUGAGAUAUGAUCUGUUUGUUGUGAAGCUGAGCGGGACAGAGGGAAUGGAUAAGAUAAUAAAACAUCAGCCAGAUAUGAUUACAUUUGACUAUGGUGGAAAAGUCCUUCCAUUUAAGCCCGGACUUGUCAAGACGGCAAUCAGGGAAGGCAUAUUCUUUGAGAUACCGAUGAGAGAGGGCUUGAGAGGAGGGUCUUUAACCAUCAUGUGGAUCCGGAAUGUACGGAGACUGCUGUUUAUUACAAAUGGGAAGAACAUUGUAGUUAGCAGUGGGGCCCAAUGCUCCAUGGAGAUUAAGAAAGUCAGAGAUGUUGUUAAGAUGCUUGAGAUGUUUGGACUUGGGGAGAAAAGAGCACUGGAAGUGAUGCUCAACUCGGAGAGGCUUUUAAAGAGGUGUGCAAUGAAAAGGCAUUGCUACAGAGACUCGAUUGUGCACAGUGUGGAUGAAGGGGCCCUAAAAAGGGACUUUGUACUGUCUCUGUACAAAAAUUGA